AGGAGAGAAAAUGGCAAUGACAGUUUGUAGGGCAGGCUUUCGCUAAGAGCUGGGAAGAGAAAGUGAAGGAAAGAUAUUAGCAGAAAGAAAGAGAAAGUGAGAACAAACUGAAAGAAAAUAGGAGGUGAGAAGAAGGAAAGGGAAGCAGGGAACAGAAAGCAACAGAAGCAACAAUAGGUUGACGUGUCGCCAUGACAACAGAAGCAGGCUCUGAGACGGAGGUGAAGGAGAAAGCAGAGGAGUCAGCUGCUCAGCCGGACCAAUCAGAGAAGGCCUCGGAGGAAACCAAGGAAGUAGCGAACGCCGAGGGAGAGGAGAAGGAGAAAGAGAAGGAGAAAGAAGGGAAAGAGGGCAAAGGAAUAUCUCGAUACCUACCGACAUGGCUUAAGAAGCAGAAGUCUCAAAGCCAGACCUCCCCGACGAAGGAGGCGCCGCCCACAGAGGAGCCUGUUGCCAAGGUGACGCAGGAAGAGGAGGGGCCUGCCCCGGAAGUGAACGGUCAAGCAGAGGAAGUGGAAGAGAAGGAGGAAGUAAAGUCGGAGCAAGUGAAGGAAAAGGAGGCAGAAUCUCAUUCCAACACCAGUGCAGACACCGAGCCUGCCAAGGAAGAGAAGGUGGACGAGAGCACUGAGAAAAGUCCAGAAGAAACCAAGAAGGAGGCGACAGAAGGAGAAGGAGCCGAGGAGGAGAAGAAGAAGGAGCAGGAAGGAGAGAAAGAAGCUAAAGAAGGAGGAGGAGAAGAAGGCCAGACCUCCAUUUUUCAGUCUCCUCUUCGUCUGGUGAGGAAGAACAAGAUGAAGCUGGUGGUUUGUCACGUGACCCUCCUGGAUGGGACCGACUUCAGCUGCGAAGUCGAGAAACGUGCAAAGGGUCAGUUCUUAUUCUUCAAGGUGUGUGAGCACCUCAACCUACUGGAAAAAGACUACUUCGGUCUGACGUACAUGGACAGCCAUGAAGAGAAGUGUUGGUUGGAUCCCACGAAGGAAAUCAAGCGACAGAUACGCAGUAACAACUGGCAGUUUGCAUUCAAUGUCAAGUUCUACCCUCCCGACCCCUCACUGCUCACCGAGGACAUCACCAGGUACCUUUUGUGUCUGCAGCUCCGUGAAGAUGUCGCCUCCGGACGGCUGCCGUGUUCAUUCGUCACUCACGCUCUGCUGGGUUCGUACACGUUGCAGGCGGAGUUUGGCGACCAUGAGCCCGACCAGCCUCGCCCUCUGGACUACAUCGGUCAGGCGACGUUUGCGCCGAAUCAGAACAAAGAGAUGGAGGAGAAGAUUCUUGAACUCCACAAGUCCCACAGGGGAAUGACACCAGCUCAGGCCGACGCCCAGUUUCUAGAAAACGCCAAGAAGCUGUCGAUGUACGGGGUGGACCUGCAUCACGCGAAGGAUUCAGAGGGUGUGGACAUCAUGCUAGGUGUGUGUGCCAACGGCCUCCUGGUCUACAAAGACAGACUUAGGAUAAACCGCUUCGCUUGGCCCAAAAUACUCAAGAUUUCAUACAAGAGGAACAACUUCUACAUUAAGAUCAGACCAGGAGAGACGGAGCAGUUUGAGAGCACAGUGGGAUUCAAACUCCAGAACCAUCGAUCUGCCAAAAGGCUGUGGAAAGUCUGUGUGGAGAAUCACAGUUUCUUCAGGUUAAAUGCACCAGAACCUCCCACCAAGGCCCGGUUCUUGACUCUGGGCUCCAAGUUCCGCUACAGUGGACGCACUCAAGCCCAGACCCGCCUGGCAAGCUCCCUCAUCGACCGACCGGCGCCCAACUUCGAACGCACCUCAUCGAAACGCAUCAGCCGCAGUUUGGACGGAGCUCCUGUAAUCAGCAUCACUGAGGCCACAGCUGAGAACGGACGAGAGCCACAUCUGGAGCUUCAGUCUGACUCCAAGGUUAAGGAGGCGGACUUAAGCCCCGGCGAUGCGGACGCCGUCCCCUCCCAGUCACCUGGAUGCAGUGGGCUUCCUCAGAGUCCGUUAAGAGUGCAUGGGGACAAUAUUUAUGUGAGGCACAGUAAUUUAAUGUUGGAGGACCAUGAUAAGACCCAGGAGGAGGUUCUGAAACACCAAGCUAGCAUUAGCCAGCUAAAACGCUCCUUUAUGGAGGCGCCUCCUCCUUCUCCUCCUCAGCCCAACCAGUGGGAGAAACGUCUCACCUCCUCUCCUGCCACAUCGAUACGUAUUCAGCAGCAACAAGUGAGUCUUGAGGAGGAGAUAGCUUCUGUACUGUUCAGUAGACACUCCGCCGCCGGCUUUUAUUCAGCCGAUGAAACCGACUGCAGUGUUCCUGAAGCAACACUAGAUGCUGUUAUAUGUUCAGCUUCUGCUACUGUCUGCAGUUCUUCUUCUUCGCCGCAAAAGCUUCUUAUUUCCUCAACAAUCUCUGCUGCUGAGGUCGUCGAGCCCCAAACAGAAGCAGCUCCGGCCGAUAACACGAUCUCUGAUACCAAAGAACCCGCGAAGACUACCGAAGUCGAAAUCGAGGAAACUGUUGUCGUCCAAGAGGUUUCCAGGGUGGCCAAACCUGGCGUUGUCACGGUUACGGCCGGUCUUCCUGCAGCAGAGCAGGAAACCAGGAAGCAGGAAGUCAGAGUGGUGGAGGAGGAAGUAAUGCUCAAAGAGGAGGUGAAACCGACAAAGCAGGAGAGCGUUUCAUCUGAAAGCGAGAGCGAAGAGGAAGCCGAGUACCAUCCGAACAUGCCCAUCGCUCAGAUACCGGAGGAGAAGGAAGAGGAGGAAGAGCAGGAGGAGAUGAAGAAGAAGGAGGAAGUGGAGGAGGAUGUUUCGGUGCCGGACGCUCCUUCGAUUCCAGCAGAAGAAGAAACCAACCGAGCUGAAGACGACGUGAAGAAGAUCGAGACCGAGGAGAGCACCGACGAUCCCAUGGUGACGCCCGACGAAGCUCCCAACGGCGUCCUCCCGCCUGAAGAGGGCCUCGCUGCUCCCACACUGGAAAAGGAGGAGCCUAAAGUGAACGGAGAAGCCUCAUUGGUGGAAGCAGAGCCACGGCCGCAGGUUAUUUGUUGCUCUGAGCCGCCGGUGGUAAAGACAGAAAUGGUGACUAUAUCAGACACGUUUGCAGCCCAGAAAACUGAGAUAGCAACAAAAGAAGUGCCCAUCGUACAUACGGAAACCAAGACCAUCACAUACGAGGCCGCACAGCUGGAUGGUAAUGGAGAUGGGGAGCCUGGAGUGUUGAUGACGGCUCAGACAAUCACCUCCGAGUCUCUGUGUACUACAACAACCACACACAUUACCAAGACAUUAAAGGGUGGUCUGUCAGAGACGAGGAUUGAAAAACGCAUCGUCAUCACUGGCGACUGUGACAUCGACCACGACCAGGCACUGGCCCAGGCCAUUAAGGAGGCCAAAGAGCAACAUCCUGACAUGUCUGUUACCAGAGUGGUGGUUCAUAAAGAAACUGAACUGGCUGAUGAGGAGGAUUGACUGAACUCAGAGCUGAAGCCCACUGUGACUGUUUUCUGUUGACAUCGACUGAACUUCAUCAUCCUACGACGACCGACAGAUGGGAGGAGAAGAAGAAGAAUCGGAGGGUUUAAGUGAAGUUAUCGUCUCCUCCCGCCUGGUUCUUCUUUCUGUGGUGCAUCUGGAUCCCUUCACUGCGAAAAAACCAAGAAAAAGAAAAAUAAUGUCCUCGUCCUUUAGUGAGGGGAAACAAAAAGAACCACUUUGUUUAGCUUAACAUUUGUAGCUUGUUUUUAUUUUUUAUUAGUGUUUUUUUCUUUUAACUGUUUUACAAAAAAGAGAGAAGAUAGCGAAGUCUGUCAUGUAUUGCAAAGAUAAAAACAAAGGAUGCACCAAAUUUUGAUCAGAUUCGAAGCUGAGAAAAAGAUUUUCAGAUCCUUUUAUUGAUUAUUUCACCAGUUAAAGUGACUUUAUUUCUAUUAAAAUCAAACAGAUCUUUAUCAGCUUUUUUGGUGCAUUUCUUUAAAAAAGUGAUUUGUUAAAUUACAGCUCCCCCUCUCAAUUCAGUGUAAAUGGAGAGUAAUAUAAUAUAUCUCAUUCCAAAUAGUGUAGGACUGAAGAAAACACCUUUUUUCCCUUUAAUUUUACAUUCACAGUCAGACAAACAAUAGAAAUAACACUUUUUCUUACUAAUAAUUACAGAAAACUGGGAGCUGUAACUUAAAACAUUGCAGUAAAAAAAAAAAAAAUCCUUUUUUUGUUUUAUUUUUAUGUUUCUAUUUUUUUCUCUCCUGUAAUAAUAGUUUUAAUUCAUCCACAUUCCUUGUGUGUGACUAGCGACUGAGAAAGUUCAUUUUCAGCUCAUUUCGACCCAAAGUGACUUUUUAACAUUAAUAAAAGGAAAAAUGGCGCAUAUUUGAUAAAAGUGGGUUCAGUUUUAAUCAAAGUGGAAUUUCAACAUUUUUAUAAUUAAUUUUUACUAAAUUUAAAGAACUUUGAGCUGAAAAUGAACCGACUUUCAAGCUAUGCGGCUCUGUACAGUACGAACCAAGGUGGGAGCAGCUGUCAUUGGCUGAACACACUUCCUGGGCCCGCCCCCUUUUUCAACACUAACCAGUUCUACUGGGCCACGGGGGAGCAAAGGGAGGCUCUGAUUGGGAGAGAGGACCUGUAAACUGAAAUUUGAUUGGGAGAGUGCCAACUGACAACUUUGGGAGUGAAAAAAUAUGAAAUAUGAUUGAAAGUUGGCCUUAUUAGUGGGGAAAAAAGCGAGUUUUGGUGCGUUAUUGUGCAUCCUGCAGUGAAACUUUUUAUUCUAAGGAUGAAGCUCAAUACAGAAUUAAUCCAGCAGUUUAAAUUAUUCAAAACAAGUUACCAAAACAAUGACAACUUGACCAUUUCUACGAGUUUUCUUGCUUGAUAUGACGUCAAACUCAAUACGUUUUCUCACUUUUUUUUUUUUUUAAAUCUCGAGCGACUCCAGCUUCGAUACUACAGUGUUGAUUGGUUUUGGAGUGUGUAGAUGACAGAUUAUCUCAUCUAGAUAAGACUUUCUGACAUUAUCUGGCUGUUGCAGCUGUUUUGCCGCAACUGAACAUCCUGCUGCAUGAACGUGAUUCAUUAUUUUACACUCAAGACAUUUCCAACACGAUGGUAAAAAGCAGCUUAAAGGGACUCGUGUCGAAGGGUUUGAAGUGCUCUUGAAACCCCCUAAAAAGGAAACUCGUUGUGUUUUGUUCAUCGGAAUGUGAGUUGUGCGUGUAAAUAUUGGUGGCGCUAAAUGUGUUGAAGCAAGACGCAGAUUUUCAGUGAGCAGCAACGAACGAAGGCGAAUUCUGCAGAAAUGUCACUGAUUGUGAGCAAAGAAGUGCCACAGAAAACUGAAAAGAUUAUUCCAUGAAAAAUCAAUCAGACCUCCUCAGAAUCUGAUGUUUUUUAUGUACAGUAACUUUAGUUUGUUUAAUGAAACCAUGCAAAGUUUUACCUUUGAGUUUCAGGCUCUGAAAGUACAAAGUUUUGGGGUUUUUCCAUCAUUUCUGAAAAAAGCAAGAAACAAAACAAACGCAAGCGAGACAAAAAAAGAGAAACUUUACAAUGAAAACGAUACACAAAAUGACAAAAAUAAACAAAAACACGACAAAAUGAUAAAAAAUGAGAUGACGCAAAACAAGAAAAAAGACAAUCAGACACAAGAUGGUUUUAAAAAAUGACAAAAACUCAACAAAAAUCAGUUUUACAUCUAUCCAGUUGUCACGAGCUCAAGACUAAAUCUGUUUUUUGUUCAUUUUUUUCUCCAUAACCAACUUUAAACAUCAGUAUUAUGGGAUGCAUCAUAGUUUGAACAGUAGAACUGCAGCAGUUUAAUAUCUAUGACAUAGCGUCAUAAAAAUGAUUGGUACCCUGGAUGUGUCUCUGUUUUCUGAUAAUUCACUAGAAAAAACUUUUAGAAGUGCAUUCUGGGUAAUUUUUAAAGGCUCAUAUCAGCUUGUGUUACAGGUGGUUGGUCAGAACAACUUCUAGACAAUGAAAUGAUCAUUUUUACACACAUUUGACACCAGGAUCAUCUUCUAGACACCAUUCACUCUGUGGUAAAAUACUUUUUUUUUUUUUGUGCACUUUUUUGUGAUAUUUGGGGGUAAUUAGUAGAAAACAGAAACACAUCUGGAGUAUCAGUGACUGUUUCUAUGAUUCUAUAUUAUAGACAUUAUUGCGCUGAACAAAAAUGACAUUUCUUGUUUAGAUUGUGACUCCCGGAUUGAUGUAAAACUGAUCUGGUAACAGUUUUUACCAGAACUCGUGUGUUUUUCAGCCCUGAAAACGUCAUGCGUCUGUCUGCUGUACUGAUGGAAGAAUCGCAAAAAUGUUGUACUUUAAGGGCUUUAACACUGAAAAUAUUAGAAGUAUGAAGGUAAAACUUUGCAUGGCUUCCAUAAAUAUACUAAAGUUCCUGCAGAUUUUUAAAAAUGAACUGAUUAUGAUGGUAUUUCUUGGUCAGAUUUGGUAGAUUUUUCUAUGAAAUAACCCCAAAUAUCAAACAUUCCACCUGGACUUUGGUAGAUGCAUCCACUGGACAUUUUUUAUUUUAGUAAACCUGACAUGCAUUCUCCAGAAAAGCUGAUCAAAUUAAUGCUUUUUAACCUGUUUGUACCAGCAGCAGUGCACAUUUUUCCACCUUGUCCAGCAGGCUGAGAGUUAAAAAAGCGGCUUUUUUUGGGGAAUCGCUGGUCUGAGCUCGACUAUGCAGUUAAAAACAUUCCAUGAGGGGGAAGCUUUAACCUCUGACCCUCUUGCAACGACGACAAAAGCAGCAGAAAAACUUUCAAAAAGCAAACUCUAGGCAGCUUCGGAAGCUUUCGCUGUUCCAAAAACAGAAAUCUGUAACAUCACAGCGACUAUAUUUGUAGAUUUUCUCAUCUUUUCUCUGUGAUCUAGUUGUUGGAAGGUGGGUUUCUCAUACCUCCCCUCUCUCUCUCUCUCUCUCUAUUGCAUAUUUGUAAAAUGUGUUUUUGGACUGAAGCACCACUACGAAUCAAAAUCUGCCACCGCUUUCCUCUUUUUUUUGUACUUUUAGCUCCUCUGUUCUCAAUCAGGAGCUUCAACGCUGCCAGGUCGGGCUUUUCAAAAUAAAAUUCAUUGGAUUUAACACCAAGAAAAACUGAAUCUCACGUGAAAGUUGCAAGAAUUUCAAUGCCAGCCGAUUUCAAAAACUAUCAGGGACUCGAUUUUGUAGCGUUAAACUCACACGGUGUCUUUUUUCUUCACUUUUAAAGUCAAAUUCUGAAUUCUACACUCAAAUCUCAGGCUCUGAAACCAGCACAGUUUUGUAUUUCCAGUAAAAAUUGAACACAUUUUGUGGAGAAAACCCGACCAGCGGCGGCGCUUCCUGUCAGCUAACAGUGAUCACUGGUAGAUUUUAUCUGUCUAGAAGCUUAAAUGUUUUGUGUUUCCCCACACAGACACUCCUGCCCCUGUGUAACACUGUUUAAAUAAAGGAUUGUUAUACUCUGA
Amphiprion ocellaris (clown anemonefish) is the source of this 7433-nucleotide messenger RNA. RefSeq names its product erythrocyte membrane protein band 4.1 like 2 (gene epb41l2). Gene Ontology annotation, molecular function: structural molecule activity; actin binding. The transcript has 26 exons. Gene Ontology annotation, cellular component: plasma membrane; cytoskeleton. Gene Ontology annotation, biological process: cortical actin cytoskeleton organization. The record is from RefSeq and is a predicted model, not a curated record. The coding region runs from base 192 to 3446 and encodes 1084 amino acids. Lineage: Eukaryota; Metazoa; Chordata; Actinopteri; Pomacentridae.